ACACACUUCCUCUUUAGACAGAAAACUGCUCACAUUCUUUUAACCAGCUAUUAAGAAGACGAGAAAAACACAACGCUGUACGACUAAACAAAAACCGAAGAGGACCAGCAGACUUACAAGAAUCUAGUAAGAUUAAGGGAGAAAAAUCACCAUGUCUCAGGAAUGCAUCCGAGUGCUGAAGUAUAUGAUGUUUGUUUUUAAUUUAAUAUUUUGGGUAGCUGGAUGCUCUAUCAUAGCUAUGGGCAUCUACUAUUUGGUAAAUGAUAUAUAUGGAACCCUAGUCCCAGAAACAUCCUCGUUAACUGUCGGCAAUAUAUUGAUUGUAACUGGAUGCAUCAUUAUGGUUUUUGGAUUCAUCGGAUGCAUGGGUGCAAUUAAAGAGAACAAAUGCCUGCUUCUUACAUUCUUCAUUUUGCUUCUGUUAAUCCUUAUAAUUGAAGUCGUAUUGGCAAUUGUACUUUACGUUUAUGAAAAAAAGGUAGGUGACCAUGUUGUGGCGCAUUUAACAACCAGCUUUGAAGAACAAAGAAAAGAAACUGCCAACAAUAAAACAAAGCAAUUAUGGCAUGACAUACAAAAAAAUGUGAAAUGUUGUGGAAUCAAUGGAACUUCAGACUGGGGAACCAACAUCCCCAAGUCUUGUUGUGAAAAUACAGAAUGCACAAGAUAUUUCCCAACAGGUUGCUCUAAGGCUUUGGAACAGUGGUUUAAUGACAAUUUCUGGUAUGUUGGAAUUAUAACUAUUUGCAUCUCAAUUGUUGAGGUGCUUGGAAUGUCAUUUGCGUUAACACUGUACUGUCAUAUUUCCAGAAACAGUGUAUCGCUAAAUAAAUAGUCAAAUUGAAGAAGCAUCCAGUAUUUCAAAGCAAAACAAGAUCAAUAUAUGAAGUGCUUGCUAUGUGUAUCAGAAUACAUUUAAUGUAAUACCUUAAAUUCCAUUUCUAAAAUCCGAUGCUGUAAUAAUCCCAGCUGUAAUUAUAUGUAUAUGGCAGUUAGAACUGUAGUUAUAAGUAACACUUUUUUUAGUAGUACUUUCAUGCUUUCUUUUUUUUUGUUAAUAUUAUUUGUUAGUACUCUAUGUAGCAUCAUUGCAUACAUGCAGGGCAAUUCAAUAAAUAGGGAAUUUACCAUGGAGUUGUAAUUUGUAUCUUAACUAAUUUUCAUUGGUCAGUUCCCAAAAAGGGACAGUUUAUAAUAA
This is a messenger RNA of Pelobates fuscus (common spadefoot toad), 1198 nucleotides long. RefSeq names its product CD53 molecule (gene CD53). Lineage: Eukaryota; Metazoa; Chordata; Amphibia; Anura; Pelobatidae. The record is from RefSeq and is a predicted model, not a curated record. Bases 152 to 835 code for a protein of 227 amino acids. Gene Ontology annotation, cellular component: plasma membrane. The transcript has 8 exons.